Kuraishia capsulata CBS 1993 is the source of this 654-nucleotide messenger RNA. RefSeq lists its product as uncharacterized. The record is from RefSeq and is a predicted model, not a curated record. The coding region runs from base 1 to 654 and encodes 217 amino acids. The transcript has a single exon. NCBI's taxonomy places the organism in Eukaryota, Fungi, Ascomycota, Pichiomycetes, Pichiales, Pichiaceae.
AUGGCAGCGUCGUUAAAAGCGCCUCCGCGGCCUCUGCCAUCCAAGCGGUUUGGCAAGGAGAUGGAUAUCGUUGAACAGCCGCAGACAAAGAAGUUUUGCGCUGCUGGGUUGGCAUCUGCGAUGAAGCCGAAGGAUCUGGAGCUGUAUACUCGCCAGCCGCCCAGAAACAGGUCACUCUCGCCAACAGAUAUCUCUGACAAACAACCACAGCCGCAACAGCAGCAGCCACAACAAUUGCUGACGAAGCCACAGCCCCAACUUGUUGACAACCCACAGCAGCGGAAGCACGAACUGGAAAACAACGUGGACUACAUCGCCCUGUGCUCGGUACUGACUUUACUGAAAUCGCAGCGCAGACUUGUCCAGGAAGACAUACGCCGUUUGAACAGAACCCAGACACGUGCGUUGAAAGACCCCCAUGCGUUUGUGGAGAGUCUCAAGUCUCGCAAGGAGAAGCUCCCGGCACCCGCGAAGGUGCCUUCACUGCCGCCAAUCCAGUGGUCCAAAUACGGAUUCUCCAAGUCGGAGCUGAUCCAGAACCAGAUCAAAAAGGGUAUCUCUCAGUGCAAAUGCUCGAAGUCACAGCCGCAGUGCGAUGCCCCUGGUCCAGGUGACCACCUGAUGCGGAGCUACAGGUUGUUCGACAAGAGGUGA